Molecule: messenger RNA, 1332 nt
Organism: Dermacentor andersoni
Lineage: Eukaryota; Metazoa; Arthropoda; Arachnida; Ixodida; Ixodidae
Source: RefSeq, a predicted model, not a curated record
AUGGUAUUUAAGGUGCGCAGUGAACGAAUCCAAAGCGCUGCGCCGAACUCCAGGUUUCAUGGACACCUGGAGUUCAACCUUGCCUGCAAAGCACGGGGCCUCAUCCCGCGCUCAUUGCACCUUAACAGGCCAGUACCUUCCAAGUUUGGCUACAGCGUCGUUGCAAAGACUGAGAGGCUGUUGCUUCAAGCAAGGAUACAGGACUGUCGUGACAGUAUUAGGAAGCUUGAAAACGAGGCAUCUUUUGCACGUCGCCGCCUGGAAGACCACUGUCCAGAUCAUUUUGCAAGUAUCCAGCUGCACGCCAACUUUGAAGCCAACAUGCGUGCCCGUCAUGCGGGGUUGGUGCACAGUGUCAAGCUUGACAGACUUUCGGAAUCUACCAGACCAUACCGGCCGUACAACCGACGAACUACGGUAUACAACCUUUCUUCGCACAGCGUCGACCCAGCCGAGGCCUCGGUCCUAGAGCUAGGUCUGAAUUUCAAUGUUGCACCUGCACCUGACGUGCGAAAGGUUGUGUGUGCGGUGGAGUGCGCGGUUAACCAAGUUGACCCGUCCCGCCGUGACGAGGCUCGCACCCGCGCCAUUGGUGUCCUUUCUGGUCUGCACCGGAGGACGUUUGUUUCCCCUCUUUCCGCUGAGGAACGAAAAGCUGUCAAGCGUCUUCAGGCGAACACUGCAAUCGUGAUCCUUCCCGCCGACAAGGGGAAUGCAACAGUGCUAAUUGACACGGCUGUCUACAAAAACAAGAUGUUGGCUCUGCUUAAUGACCAGGACACUUACGUCCGGCUCACUCGGGACCCGACCUUGAAGGUUCAGAGGGACUUCCAGACUCUCCUGGCUGACGUGUUCCGCUUCGUAGCUCCCGAGCGCAAGUCUUUGUAUUUCAAGCUUCUCUGUCAUAACGGUGCUGCACCUGCACUUUAUGGCCUGCCAAAGGUUCAUAAGCCUAACGUCUCCCUACGUCCAAUCAUCGACUACACUCGCUCCCCUCUCUACAAAUUGUCCGCAUACCUGCACCAGCUUCUGGCUCCACUCGUCGGGAAGAGCUGCACGCACGUGAGCAACUCCUGUGACUUUAUUGAAAAAGUUCGUGACGUGUCUCUAGACGACGACGAGGUGAUGGUUUCGUUCGACGUGGUAUCACUGUUUACCUCAAUUCCGACUGACUUGGCUGUGGAAGCAUGCACCUCUGCUCUGGAAUCUGACAGGACCUUGCCAGACAGGUCGCCCAUUGACGUUCCCGACCUGAAGAGGCUCCUCUGUUUUUGCCUUGGGAACACGUACUUCUGUUUCGACAAGGUCUUCUACAGCAUCUGCCGCGAGUGA